This is a messenger RNA of Helianthus annuus (common sunflower), 8271 nucleotides long. Its product is annotated as centromere-associated protein E. The coding region runs from base 213 to 7901 and encodes 2562 amino acids. The record is from RefSeq and is a predicted model, not a curated record. The transcript has 10 exons. NCBI's taxonomy places the organism in Eukaryota, Viridiplantae, Streptophyta, Magnoliopsida, Asterales, Asteraceae.
GCGUAAUCUUAAAAGAUACCCUAACACCACGUAGAAAACACACCCAUUUCGUUUCAUUUCAGAUCUAACCGAAAAAACGCUUCCGAUUUCAACAACCCACAAGAUCCAUCAUCCAAAUCCCUCAACCAGCUCAAAGGUGUUUUAUGAUCUAGAUGCUGGUUAGUUUGAGGAGUUAUUAUAACAUGAUUUGGAUUUAAACGCAAUUAGUAUCGAUGGAUAAGAAUAAAAACCGUACCGAUCUGCUCGCUGCUGGCCGUAAAAAGCUUCAACAAUAUCGGCAGAAGAAGGAUGGUAAAGGCGGUAAAUCCUCAGGUAAGGCUAAUAAACCUGACCCUGAUGUGAAUACCGAGGAAUCAUCUUCAGUUGCUAAACAAACAAAGGGAAAGAAACAAUCGGCAGAGACGAACGUGCCUGUUCAAGAUUCAGCCACAGAGCUUGUUGAUUCAUCUAAUGCCGACAUUACUGCUCCUGAUCUCUCAUCUACAUCAGAUUUACCAACAGAAGUUUCCGAGACUGAUGUGUCAGUUAAUACUUCGGUUUCAGAUGAAAACCUUCAAAGUUCUAAUCUUGAUGAUGCAAUGCCAGCUGAUUUAUCUCUAAAAGGAGUUAAUAUUGAAGGACAACCUGACAGUGAUUAUGUGUCUGUAACACCUGUUGGUUUUGAGGCUGUACUUGAUAAUAUUGCUGGUAAAGCAGGUGAUGUGAAAGCUGCAAGUGGGGAAGAUCAGGUACCAGAUGUAGGAGCAAUGCAGGAACAUGAUCAUUCAUGUUCAGAACCAGAUAAUACAGCCAGUUUGAUUCAUCUUGAAAAGGAUGAUAAAGAUCAAGUUGAUUCAGCGAAAGUUGAAGAAGAUACUAAGAUGGAAUACACAGACAGUGCUCCAGAACAAACUAAUGAACAUGAAGAUCACAUGGCGGGAUUUCGUGAUGAUGGAGGUGUAAAGUUGUCGGAUAGAUCAGGUGAAUCUGAGUUCGGUCCAGUUAGCCUCACUCAGCUUGCAAAGGCGUUACAGCUUUUAAGUGAAGAUGAACUUCGGUUUGUUAUGGCGGGAAUAGAGGCAAAUAAUGGUGGAGAUAUGAAGUCUGAUUCUGUUGAGUUACAUGAGAAACUUAAAGAGCAGUUAUAUGUUAAUAAUAUUGAAAAAGAGUUGACUUAUUUGCAGCUAUGCGAAGAACGGGAUCUACGGAAGGAAAUUGAUUAUGAGAAAUUAUCUCUUAGUGCUUCUCUUCGUGACGUUGAAGGGAAGAACAAAAUUUUCUCUGAAGAACUUGCCACAUGUAAGUCUGAACUCGACAGAGUUACAAGUGAAAUGGAGAGGCUUCAGAUUGAACUUAAGAGGUCUGAACAUGAGUUGUCAGAAUUGGUUGACAGCAAGAAUUUGUUGUCAGAAUUUCAGGCGAAACAUGAAAACCUGAGUGAGAAUGUUUUUUCAUUGACCGAGGAGAAUGAAAAGUUAAAGAAAGAGUUAAUGGAUUGCAAAUCUUUACUCGAAUUAUCACAAGUUGAAAACGUCAACACUAAAGAAAGUCUUGCUCUUGUAAUGGCGGAAAGAGCGAAACUGGAAGAGGAAAAAGAAAGUUAUGUUUCUGCAUAUGAGCACUUUGUGAAGGAAAAUAAGAAGUUUUCUACGGAGUUGUUGGAAUCUCAAGAUUUGGUGGAAAAGUUACGUUCAGAAAUUGCUAAACUAAACGAGAAUCUCGAACUGGCCGCAAAGGAGGAAACGAGACUUGGAGAAGAAGUCAACCAGUUGACCGGCGAAAAGGAGGCGGCUUUGACAGAGUUAACAAAUUGCAAAUCGUUACUGGAGUUAUCACAGGCAGAGAUUGCCAAUUCAAACGAGCAAUUUGUGCACAACAGCAAGAAUUUUUCUGCGGAAUUAUCAGAAUCACAGCACUUGGUGGAAAGUUUACAUGCAGAAAUUGCUAAAUUAAGUGAGAAUCUUGAUUUAGUAACGAAAGAGAAGACCAGACUUGGAGAAGAAGUCAACCGUUUGACCGUUGAAAUAGAGGAGAAUAAGAAGGUUUCUAUGGAGCUGUUGGAAUCUCAAGAUUUGGUGGAAAGUUUACGUUUGGAAAUUGCUAAAUUAAACGAGAAUUAUGAAUUGGUAACAAAGGAAGAAACGAGACUUGGAGAAGAAGUCAACAAGUUGACGGUUGAGAAGGAGGCAGCUUUGACCGAAUUAACAAAUUGCAAAUCGUUACUGGAGUUAUCCCAGACGGAGAAUGCCAAUUUCAACGAGCAAUUUGUCCACAGUAGUAAGAAUUUUUCUCUGGAAUUAUCAGAAUCACAGCAGUUGGUGGAAAGUUUACGUGCAGAAAUUGCUAAAUUAAGUGAGAAUCUUGAUUUAGUAACAAUAGAGAAAACCAGACUUGAAGAAGAAGUCAACCGUUUGACUGUUGAAAAGGAGGAGAAAGAAGAUUUGAUGGAGAGUUUACGUUCGGAAAUUGGUAAAUUAAACGAGAAUCUUGAAUUGGUAGCCAAGGAGGAAACAUCACUUAAAGAAGAAGCCAACCAGUUGACCGUUGAAAAGGAAAAGGCUUUGACAGAAUUAACAGAUUGCAAGUCGUUACUGGAGUUAUCUCAGUCGGAGAAUGCCAAUUUCAAUGAGCAGUUGAUCCACAGUAGUAAGAACUUUUCUUUGGAGUUAUCAGAAUCACAGCACUUGACGGAAAGUUUACGUGCAGAAAUUGCUAAAUUAAACGAGAAUCUUGAUUUGGUAACAGAAGAGAAAACCAGACUUGAAGAAGAAGUCAACCGUUUGACUGUCGAAAGGGAGGAGGCUUUGACUGAGUUAGCUAAUUGCAAAACCGUAAUGAAUGAUCUCCAGGUGAAAUAUGAGAAAUCAACGGCUGACAGCAAACUAGAAGAACUGAGUAACAGUUUGGAGGAAAUUUUCCUUAAAAAUGUGAUCUUGGAUGAAUACGUGAAGCAAUACGUGUUCACCGUUGAAGCCAACAAGGGUGAACUUGUAAUUUUACUUGAAAAUCUGAAACAGGAGGUGAUCACUACUAGAACAAAGAACUCUGAACUACAACAGCAGGCAGAUGAUAUGACUGAGAAGAACAAGGAUUUAGAAGAAAGUAAUGAGCUGGCGUCCUAUGUAAUACGUAAAGUUUUUGAUAAUCUUCAGAAACUUGUAGACAAUUCGGGCCCGUCUACAGAACAAAGUGAAGACAAUACUGCAAGUGAGCAGCUGGAUCAUCUCGAAAUCAGCAAUUACGACGUCUUUAUUGAAAAACUAAUAAUGAUUCUGCAUGAACGGGCGCAACUUGAAUCCAAGAACAGAGAAUACAAUGUGGAGUUAUUAAGAAGGUUGAAAGAUAUGGAAGAAUUAAAUAAACGGUGCAUUAAUCCCGAUGUUAUUCUCAAGCUGUUUGAAAAUAUUCAGUGUAUGGUUACACUAGACAACGUUGUGUUCCAACCAGAUGAACCACUAUCUUCCUUAGAGUCUAUAAUUCAACAUCUGGUUAAGAAUUUGAAGUUCAAUGAAACGAAUUUGAAUGAUUUGCAGAAUGAAAUAGACCACUUAACAUCCUCUAUUGUUUCGUAUGAAAUCGAAAGUCACGUUUUGAAAGGAAGUUUGAUUACUGCAAUGGAGCAGGUUGCUGUUCAUCAAUCUGAUGCACAAUUAAAGGAAACUGAACUUAGUCAAUCGGAGCAGCGCGUAUCUGCUUUACGUGAAAAACUUCACAUUGCUGUUACGAAAGGAAAAGGUUUAAUUCAACAACGUGAAAGUUUAAAACAGAAUCUCGCAGCAACGUCCAACGAGCUGGAGAAAUGCUUACAUGAAUUACAGUUAAAAGACGCCACACUUCAAGAAACCGAAACAAAACUCAGAACAUAUUCUGAAGCUGGUGAGAGAAUGGAAGCUCUUGAAUCCGAGCUGUCUUACAUUCGAAAUUCCGCUACUGCAUUGAGAGAAUCAUUUCUUCUUAAAGAUUCCGUUCUUCAAAGGAUCGAAGAAAUUCUAGAAGAUUUGGACCUUCCGGAAGAAUUCCAUGCUAGAGAUAUCAUCGACAAAAUCGAUUGGUUAGCAAAAUCAGUCUCUCAAUCUCAAAACUCGUUUUCUGUAUCAAAUCAACCGGGCACAAUCGAGAGAACCCGUUCGUUUCCUGAAUCUGUUUCACGGGCUAUGGAUAGUUGGAGAGAAGUUCUAGAACCUUCUUCGGGUCUUGAUGAUGAACUGAGAAGAAAUUAUGAAGAACUUCAAAACAAGUUUUACGGGUUAGCUGAGCAAAACGAGAUGCUAGAACAAUCGUUAAUGGAGAGAAACAAUCUUGUGCAGAGGUGGGAGGAAGUGUUAGAUAAGAUAGAUAUGCCGUCACAGUUUAGAUCACUGGAGCCAGAAGAUAGAAUCGAGUGGUUAAGAGUUGCUCUUUUGGAGUCAAAUGACCGUUGUACCCUCCUUCAGCAAGAUGUUACUGAACUGGAGAAGAUCCAUGGAUCACUAGCUGCGGAUCUUGAAGAGAGUCAAAGGAGAUUAGUUGACCUUGGGUCAACCCUAAAGGUAAUUACUGAUGAACGGGAACAGCUGUCUGCUAGUUUUGAAGAGAGUCAAAGGAGAUUAGUUGACCUUGAGUCAACUCUAAAGGUAAUCACCGAUGAACGGGAACAGCUGUCUGCUAGUUUGGAAGCUCAGGGUCAUGAAUAUAAUGAAAUUUCCGAGAAAGCUUCGUUAUAUGAAAUCGAGAAUGAAAAACUUCAAAAUGAAGUGCUUACAUUGCAUAAAAAAUUCGAUGAAAAAUAUGUGGAUGAAAUAAGGCGGUUGCAGGAUCUGGUUAAGGACAUGCUUCACGUUUCGGAAAUGGAAGAUCUUGAUUCAAAUACAAGUGAUAUACAGUGUCUGGAAGGAUUACUGAGGAAGCUAGCAGAUAAACACGUCACGGGGUAUGGAGAAAGAAGCGUUGACCAGUCAAACAUGCACGAGGAACUGGAAAGAAAGCUGGAGGCUGUUGAAGGUGAUUUAGUGCAAGUGAAGGAUGAAAGAGACAGACUUGCGGAAAAAAGUCAAACUUUGAUCGCUGAAGUUGAAGCAUUAGAGGUAAAGAAUCAAGAAUUAAAGGAUUCACUUGCUACAGUUAAAGAGAAGUUAAACAUGCAUGAGGAGUUGGAAAGAAAGCUGGAGGCGGUUGAAAGUGAGUUGGUGCAAGCGAAGGAUGAAAGAGGGAGACUUGUGGAAAAAAGUCAAACUUUGUCCGAUGAAGUUGAAGUAUUAGAGGCAAAGAAUCAAGAACUAAAGAAUUUACUUGUUCAGGAAGAGCAGAAGACUGCUACAGUUAAAGAGAAGUUAAAUGUUGCGGUUAGAAAAGGGAAAUCUUUGGUUCAAGUGAGAGAUAGUAUGAAGCAAACCAUCAAUGAUCUGACCUCUCAGGUUGACCGUUUGACUGAUGAAAUAAAAGUUCGGGAAAAUACAAUUUUGGAGUUCCAGCAGAAGAUGAAGGAUAUAUUCGUUUCACAAGAAUUGAUGGAAAAUAAAGAUUCUGAAAUCCGAUUCCUGAAAAACCGUCUAGAACAAUCCGAGAAUGAGCUGCAUGAGAAAAGAAACACAAUGGGCAUGAUUUUAGGUGCUUUGGCUGAGAUCGAUCCUGCCGUUGACUCAAGAACUAAUGACCCACUUGAGAAAAUGAAACAAAUCGAGAAAGUAAUUCAAGAUUUACAAGCUGCAACAUCGUCUGCUGAACAAGAUUCAAGAAAAUCCAAAAGAGCUGCUGAAUUACUUCUUGCUGAGUUGAAUGAAGUACAAGAAAGAAACGAAGAUCUUCUAGAAGAAAUUUCAGAAUUAUCAAGGCAAAGGGAUUCAGCGGAAGCUUCUAAUCGUGAAUCUCUAACACGAUUAGAACAGUUAUCCGCUCUUCAUUCGGAGGAAAGAAGUAGCCAGUUUUCCGAACUUACAAAUUUGAAAUCUCGUUUAGAGCAGUUAAGUCCUGCAUUUAGCAAAGUCAACAAUCUGCUUGAUGACGUCUUGCCGAAAGACUUGGAGUAUCUUUAUAAUCUCGAAGCUGGCGUCAAAUCAUUACUCGAAUCAAAUGAUACGUCUAAUGUCGGUGCUCAAACCCUAACCAGUUCAUAUAGUGGCAUUAGUUCCAAGUCAGAGUCAAAGGUCAAUGCUCUGUUCAAAUCUUUCUUCGACAGCAAAACGGAAGAGCUACACAAUGACAACACCAUCGAUGAUUUAUGGAGGUUUGUUGGGUCCCACAUGCAAGAUGCAAUAACUAAACUUGAUUCUUUCGAAGAAAAAUUGCAGAGCCAUUCAAAAUCCUUGCAUGAAGAAGCUAUUCGUUUAUGUGAGACAGUACCGACUCUUUUUAAAGAAAUUACUUCCCUUAAACAUUCGCUCGAAUCUGCAAACGAAGAGAUUGCUCAGUUAGAAUCCACGGGGAAACAAAAUGAAACUGAAAACGUAAUGCUACGUAAAUAUAUUUCAGUUUUGUAUGAAGCUUGCAAGAAUUCCGUUUUCGAAAUCCAGAAAAGCAAAGGUGAAAUGGUUUCAGAUGAUUCUUUUGUUGAAGAUGGAGAAACCGUUUCUGUCUCCGAAGAAGGUGUCAUGAGUAUUGUGAACAGAUUAUUGUCGGCUGUGAAGGAUUAUCACAGUAAUCAGACUAAAAAUGUGGAAGUUAAAUUGAAGGAAAUGAAGGCUACAAUUUCUAAUUUACAAAAAGAACUUACCGAAAAAGAUGUUCAGAAAGAUAGAAUCUCUGUGGAACUUGUGAGCCAGAUUAAGCGAGCGGAAGCAGCUGCUACGGGCCACUUGCAAGAACUUGAAUACGCAAAAGCUCGUAUAAAUGAUUUGAAGGAUCAGUGUAACUUGUUGGAACAAAGGGUCAAAGAGCUAGAAGGUCAAGAAUCCGUAUUGGUUGAAUUACAUGAGAAGGUCAAAUCACUUACGGAAGCAUCAACAGCAAAAGAACAAGAAAAUGAAGCUUUGUUGCAGGCUCUUGAUGAAGAGGAGGCCCAAAUGGAAGACUUAAGAAACAAAAUCAUUGAAUUGGAACAACUUGUUAAGCAAAAAAAUCUUGAUUUGGAAACUGCUGACGCAGCGCGUGGAAAAGCUUUGAAAAAGCUUUCGAUAACCGUGAGCAAAUUCGACGAGCUUCACCAUUUAUCUGAAACCCUAGUUUCUGAAGUUGAUAAGCUUCAAUCUCAGCUUCAAGAACGCGAUUCAGAAAUCUCGUUCUUGAGGGAUGAGAUUACACGUAUCACCAGCGAUUCCUUGCACGCAUUGAAAACCGACGAAAGGGGUUUGACCGAGAUCCAAGACGUUUUGACUUGGUUAGAUUCGGUGGCUUCUGGAGUAGAACGCGAUGUUAACCUUGACGACAAGAAAAACGAACAGGUUCAAGAACAGAAGGAAAUACUUAAGAAGCAAAUCACAUCCAUAAUCUCGGAAUUAAACGAUUUACGCCAAGUGGCACAAAGCAAAGAUGAUCAAUUACGUCAAGAGAGAAGCAAAAUUGACGAGUUGACGCGUUCUUUGAGGGAAAAGGAAUCUCGAUUAAGUUUGCAUGAAAAUGACGGUUCUUCUGCACAAUCGGCAUCUGUGACCUCUGAAAUUGUCGAAGUUGAACCUCUGUUAACUAAAUGGCCGUCACAAGGGACUUCCACUGCACCUCAAGUUCGAAGCUUGCGUAAAGUAAAUAACGAUCAGCUCGCCAUUUCUAUAGAUGACGUGGAUUCAGAUGAUAGAGAUAAGUUGGAUGAUGACGAUGAUGAUAAAGCUCAUGGUUUCAAGUCUCUUACUACAUCAAAACUUGUCCCGAGAUUCACUAGGCCUGUUACAGACUUUGUUGAUGGCUUAUGGGUUUCGUGCGAUAGGACUUUGAUGCGACAGCCUGCUCUUCGGCUAAGUCUUAUUCUGUAUUGGGCUGUGAUGCAUGCACUUCUUGCAGUUUUUGUAGUUUGAGAAUCAGCUGUACUGGUUUUCAUUCACUAGAAGAUAUGAUGUUCUUUAAAAACCGUAGAUUGGUUUUCUCUUGGAUGCGUUUAAUUCAUUACAUAGCUACAACACAAGUGCGUGUGAUUUCUUCCUAUUUUAUCAGAAAAUCACAGAUCUUGUUCAAUGAAUUUAAAACCUCACCAAUAAUUUGGGCAAGCUCAAGAAUCCUAAUCGUAUAAUACGAAGAUGAGUUGGCCCUUGAAAAUGUUUUGAAAAAAUUUCUUUGUUUAGGACAGGUAAGUGCAUAUAUGUGUAGUUCUGUUAGACCCCAUAUUUUUGGGUUUACUUAUAAGAUGGUUGCAAAGAUUGUUUGAGCAAUGAGACUUGGAUUUUUUUA